Medioppia subpectinata is the source of this 2621-nucleotide messenger RNA. NCBI's taxonomy places the organism in Eukaryota, Metazoa, Arthropoda, Arachnida, Sarcoptiformes, Oppiidae. The record is from the annotation of a GenBank genome assembly.
UACACAAAAAUUGGUUAAUCCGAUGCCAUCACAAGUCAUCGUUUGCCUUAUUAUCAUUGAUACCGAUCUGUUUCGCGGCGUUUGUGGUAAUGAUGUCGCGGAGAACGGUAUUAAACUAUGCCGACGGCCAACAUAUCAAUGAUAGUACAGUCAAUAUAACCGUUUCGGAACCCAUUUACUUGUCGGCCAAAAGUCUGUCACAAAACCAGUCGCUUCUGGAGUUGACUACAUCGCCAAAUAUAGGCAUUGCUUACUAUCCUAAUAAUUCGUACACUAAUAAACUGAUGGCAAGAGUGGAAAAGUAUUUGUCAAAAAUGUUUGUGUCAAACAUAUUUGGCGAAACAUAUGUUUUCUACUCGACUGGUGUCCGACGGGAAGAAGAGUUGACCACUAUUUUAACGGACACUAUAUUUGAGAAGACGACAGACUCGCCGACACAAUUUGCCCUCAACUUCGCCGCUUCCGACCAUUUCGGGCCAAACAAAGGGCCCAAACAUUUGGAUUAUACGAUAACUGUCUAUAAUAAGGAUAUUUAUAACUUUGAUGUGUAUCGAAGUGUGAAUGCAUUUUCCGAUUUCGACUUUUUAAGAGAGUAUCGAUUUGACAGUUAUGUGGAGCGAGGCUUCUGUCAGUUACAAUUGGCCGUCGAUUUGGCGCACAUCUCACUCCUCACCAACACUUCGGUCGAAGACAGGGUUGAGAUCUUUGAACAACUGAUGCCAAUCCCUUCACUCACCAAAUACCAAAAGGAUAGCUACUUCUGGUCGUCUGAACACUACUAUUUGAUUGCAUUCACCGUUUUAAUUGAAUUAUUAGUUAUGCUAUCAGUUGUGGUGAAACGCGUUGUGGAAGACAAGCAGACAAUGAUAACCGACUAUUUGUUUCAAUUGGGUGUCGGAAAGGCUGACCACUGGAUCAGUGUUGUGGCGGACGCCGUCUCGGUAUUGGUGCCACUAAUUUAUUUAUUUGCCAUCGAAGGCAGGGGUGCGCCAGUGUUGGCACACUUAGGACUGGAGACCCUGUCCUGUCUAUUGCCAAACAGUGCCUUAUUUUGGUUUUUCCACAUUUGUGUCGGACUCGAGAGGAAUUCCCAAUACGGUCCCAAAUGGAUCCAUAUAUUCAGCAGUGGCUAUAUUCUCGAUGAAAUGACUUUAAGCCAUACAAAAACAUAUAAUUCAAUGUUUGACUCCGAAAACCAAUCAAUUAUUCACAUUAAAAAUUUGUGCAAAAAAUAUAACACAAACUUUGGUUUUAAAAGUGAUUACAUUCUCAAAGACAUUGAUUUGGAUGUAAACGAAAAGUCAAUUACAGUAAUUCUGGGACCGAAUGGAUCAGGAAAAACAACCUUGGUCAAUAUAAUAACAGGAUUACUUGAAUUUGAAGGCCAGAUAACUAUUGGUGGACACGAUAUCUGCCGAGAGUCUAACUUAACCAGAAAUAUGACCGGAAUUUGUCCGCAAGAAAAUGUUUACUUCAAAUACUUAUCAAUUAGAGAGCAUUUAGUGCUGUUUUCAAGUCUCAAAGAAACGUUACGCCAGAGUAACAGUGGAUAUACCGGCGAACAUCUGAUCCGACUCUUGGAUAUGGAGUCAGAUCUGAACAAAGAGGCGAUGAAACUAUCGGGAGGAACAUUGAGACGUCUGGUUCUGGCCGUCGCUCUCAUUGGUCCCAACGAUAUACUGCUAUUGGAUGAGCCGACGGCCUCUUUGGACCCUAUAGUCCGCCGCAAAGUCUGGGAUCUGAUUAUUGAUUCGCGAAACACUAAAACAGUUUUGAUUACUUCCCACCACUUGGAAGAGGCGAACCUUCUCUCCGAUCAAAUCUGCAUUAUAUCGAAAGGCAGCGUCUGUUUCAACGGUUCCACGUUUGACAUGAAACGGGAGUUUAAUUCUGGAUAUCAUUUAAAGAUAGCAAAGAAUAUUGAGUUUCAAACAGAGAACCAAAUAACGAAAAUUAUUGAAAAGUUUGCAAAAGUAAACAAUUUGUCCAAAAAUUAUAUGAAAGACACCGAAGAACUUGUCUAUGAAUUAAACUUUGAAGACAGCCAUAGGUUUAGCGAAAUGUUUGACGAAUUGUAUGUAAAUGAAAAUGAAUUAGCGAUAAGUGAUAUAUCAUUGGGAAUGACAACACUCGAGGGCUCGUACGCCAAAAUUGUCUCUAAAGGUGACACUAAACUAUUGGAUCAACUGAUAAAUGAUAAUAAUAACAGACAACUAAAUGAUGACAAUAAUGAGGGGUUGAUUCACGAAUUGGACAAUUUCCAAACACAUCGACAACAUUCACAACUAAAACUAAUUUUGUGCCAAAUAUACGGAAUAUUCUUAAAACUUCUUCACAAAACACCCGUUCAUAUCAAAAGUGAACAAAUUUAUGGCAAAAAUAUGAAGGGAUUUGUCGCCUCAAAUGAGCCAACAUUUAUAGCCAGUUAUUCACAAGUGUUGAAAAGCGACGGAAUCGCAGAAAUUGAUGUGAAAAGUGAUACCGAUUGGGAUAUUCAACAAUCACUUCUGCAAUAUUCCGGUAACGGGAUUGGCAUCAGUUGUUCAAAGAUCUCAACCCUGUCUUCGACCGAAGUGUUGGUGAGGAGUGAGAUGUGCGCCAAAUCGACGGCCAAUUGUAAC